AUGACUAAUGUUCAAAGAUUAGAACUAGAAUUAAAAGUUCAUCAGCAUAAUUUAGACCAUCCCAAACAAGAAUUAGAAGAAUUUGAAAAACAAUGCUUAUUAAACAAAAUUAGAAUUUGGGAAAGAAAAAUUGGUAGUUGCAAAGAUGAUUUAGCCAAAGCCGAAGAGGCUUAUGAAAAUGAAAAAAGAGAACUUUGCCAGCGUUUGGCUUAUGAAAAAGAAGAUAUACCAGCACCUUUUCUAAGAAAUCCCGAAGAAAGAAUUGACCCAAUUACUAGAAAAUUAGUAGUUAAUCACAAAGAUUAUUCAAAAUGA
Messenger RNA from Ambispora gerdemannii, 315 nucleotides. The record is from the annotation of a GenBank genome assembly. Lineage: Eukaryota; Fungi; Glomeromycota; Glomeromycetes; Archaeosporales; Ambisporaceae.